AUGUUGAUGCGCCUAGUGACUUCUAUGGUGCUUGUGGGCCUUGCAAAAACUACCUCUGCCGCAACGUACUCAUUGACGAGCAACCUCAUUGGACAAGGAUUUCUGAAUGCCUUUAGCUGGCAAGCCGUGGCAGAUCCUACCAACGGGCGGGUUAACUACGUUACAGAAUCGACCGCACAGGCGGACGGGUUGGUAUCCGUGUCGGGGAACCAAGUGACGUUGCGGGCGGACAGCAUUACCGUUUUGUCUUCUUCGGACCCCGGACGGAACUCUUUCAGGCUUCAGUCUAAUGCACAGUAUACCACACAUGUAGCCGUCUUUGACAUUGCCCAUAUGCCUCAGGGAUGCGGAACGUGGCCUGCUGGUGAGGUGGAUAUCGUGGAAGGUGUUAAUAACCAGAGUCCUAACUUAUCAUCAUUGCACACGAGUGCUAUUUAUGAGACGGGCAAUUCGGGGUGUGGUGUACAGACCAAUGAUAUUAACAGCUUCGGUCUAAAUUUUAACGGAAUUGGCGGUGGAUGGUAUGCUAUCGAGCGCGCGUCUACCUUCAUCAGAAUAUACUUUUGGGAGAGAGGGAGUUCCUCCGUUCCAGACGAUGUCCAGUAUCCGGGGACAUCUGUGAAUACCGACAGUUGGGGAACCCCUGCUGCGUACUUUCCCGACACAGACUGCGAUUUCUCCACGCACUUCGGUCCCCAUAAUAUCAUCAUUAAUUUGACUUUCUGUGGGGAUUGGGCUGGCAACAGCGCUGUCUACAGUAAUUCGGGGUGUCCAUCGGACUGUGUUGAUUAUGUGAAUCAGAAUCCUUCCGCAUUUGUCGACGCAUACUUCACGUUCAAUUCUCUUAAUAUUUACCAGUGA
Messenger RNA from Pisolithus orientalis, 861 nucleotides. Its product is annotated as glycoside hydrolase family 16 protein. The record is from RefSeq and is a predicted model, not a curated record. Lineage: Eukaryota; Fungi; Basidiomycota; Agaricomycetes; Boletales; Pisolithaceae. The transcript is spliced from 9 exons. Bases 1 to 861 code for a protein of 286 amino acids. Gene Ontology annotation, biological process: glucan catabolic process.